Molecule: messenger RNA, 1062 nt
Organism: Microbotryum saponariae
Lineage: Eukaryota; Fungi; Basidiomycota; Microbotryomycetes; Microbotryales; Microbotryaceae
Source: the annotation of a GenBank genome assembly
AUGUUCUCUUCUAAUGCCAUUUCGUCUAGCGAGCAAUAUGAUGCGUACCAUCCAAGUCCUGCGCCGCCCAGCCGACCGCUUGACGCUCCCGCGUUCGCAAACAUCGAUUAUCCAACCUAUUCGCUCGAGUCGGGUAGUCACGCGUCCGCCUUCCCAGACGACCUCCCUGUCCUAGGCAGCACAGCUAGCACAGGGCACCCAUCAAGUCGACCCUCCUGUCCCGCCGAUUCCGCCGCCAAUCGCCCAGUGCUGCCUGACCCCCUUCAAUUGCCAAUGGACGAAGCCAAUACAUCGUCGGGCGUCCUGCAACCCUCGCCGAGUUUCUCAUCAGUAGAUGGAAGCACCCCGACAAUGCAUCCAUCACCACUUUCCGCCGCGGAUCAACAGUUCGCCCGCGUCGAAGUCCCUGUUGCCACCGUACCGAUCCGAGUUUCGCCUUUGACGAAGAGGCCGAUGGGCCCUCGCCUCCACGAACAAAGCAAGGCUAUCCCUAAGCGCAACUGUCGCAAAUCCGAACGACUUAUGCACGAGCAAUGGGCCCAGAAAAGACACGACGAAGAGCUCGAGUAUUGUAUCCGACACAAUAUUCGACUCGAUUAUUUGAGGAGCAUUGUUGCGCCCGUGACUCGCCUUGGCUCUCCCACUUCCUGGAAUGACUUUGUGCAGAGCAAGUACUUCGAAUCGCUGGCAGUUCAAGAUGGAUUGGAAGGUAGGCACAGCUCUUGACUACCUCGUGCUAAAUUCUAGCAUAGCAUUGCACUACGUUGUUGUUGGACUAACGGGCUGGGUUGGUCCGCUUUAGUGCCGACCAAUUUGGUGGAGAGGGUUAAGCUCGCAAAGCCAUAUUGGAACGACAUAAAGGAUGACGCAGAGGUGAUGGCGAGGUUUGACGCGGCGCUUGCCUUGGAGCGUGAGGAAGCGACGCAAGCAACGCAAGCGACCGAAGGUUCAUCCUCCAUCAAGAUCGCCCGAAACAAGCCGAUGAGUCACGAAGCAAUUAAGAAAGCGCGCCGAUGCAUGCAGGCCGCGUUGGAAACCAUGGUGAGUCCAAGCUCAAUUUGA